CCCUCAUAUUGAAAUGGGACUUGAUGGCGUGGAAAUUUUCACUAACUCUUCAGGGAGCCACCAUGUGCUGCGAAAGGCUCACACCCGGGUGGAUUUGGUGAAUUCUGCCACAGCAAAGAAUGGUGGAAUAUAUAUUUUAGCUAACCAGAAAGGCUGUGAUGGUGAUCGUCUGUAUUAUGAUGGCUGUGCCAUGAUUUCAAUGAAUGGAGAAACAGUUGCACAAGGAUCCCAGUUUUCACUCGAUGAUGUGGAGGUGCUGGUUGCCACUCUGGACUUGGAAGAUGUUCGAAGUUACAGAGCAGAGAUUUCAUCUCGUAACUUAGCGGCAAGUAAAGUGAAUCCUUAUCCCAGGGUAAAAGUGAAUUUUGCUCUGUCAUGUUCUGAUGAUGUAGCUGUACCUACUUGUAUGCCAGUCCAGUGGAGACAUCAUACUCCGGAGGAGGAGAUCAGCCUUGGUCCUGCAUGUUGGCUUUGGGACUAUUUAAGGCGCAGCAAACAGGCAGGGUUUCUCCUCCCUCUUAGUGGUGGAAUUGACAGCUCUGCUACAGCUUGCGUAGUAUACUCUAUGUGUCACCAGGUUUGCCUGGCAGUCAAGAACGGAAAUGCAGAUGUACUGGCUGAUGUGCGCAAGAUUGUGAAUGAUGAGACCUACGUCCCUGAGGAUCCUCGAGAAUUUUGCAAGCGUAUCUUUACCACUUGCUAUAUGGCUAGUGAGAACUCCUCCCAGGAUACUUGCAACAGGGCUAAACUUCUGGCUGAGCAAAUAGGCAGCUAUCACAUCAAUCUGAACAUAGAUGUGGCUGUGAAAGCUAUUGUGGGAAUCUUCAGCAUGGUGACAGGUCGAACGCCUCGGUUUUCUGUCUACGGAGGGAGCAGCAGAGAAAACCUGGCACUCCAGAAUGUGCAGGCUAGAAUAAGAAUGGUCCUUGCCUACCUGUUUGCUCAGCUGACACUUUGGACUCGUGGAAUACCAGGAGGACUUCUGGUGUUAGGAUCAGCCAAUGUGGAUGAAAGUCUCCGAGGUUACUUGACGAAGUAUGAUUGCUCAAGUGCUGAUAUCAAUCCCAUUGGUGGAAUCAGCAAGACUGAUUUGAAGAACUUCAUACAAUAUUGCAUUGAAAAUUUUCAGCUCACAGCCCUCAGAAGUAUCAUGUCAGCUCCACCCACUGCAGAGUUAGAGCCCCUGGUGGAUGGACAAGUGGCUCAAACUGAUGAGGCAGAUAUGGGGAUGACAUAUGCAGAGCUCUCAAUCUAUGGCAAAUUACGAAAAAUUGCAAAGGCUGGACCGUACAGUAUGUUCUGUAAGCUGAUUCAUAUGUGGAAGGAAAUUUGUACUCCAAGAGAGGUGGCAUCAAAGGUUAAGCAUUUCUUCAGGAUGUAUUCAAUUAACAGACAUAAAAUGACCACCCUCACUCCUUCCUACCAUGCUGAAAACUACAGUCCAGAUGACAACCGAUUUGACCUGAGGCCUUUCCUUUAUAACACCACGUGGUCCUGGCAAUUUAGGUGUAUAGAUAAACAGGUAUCCAAGCUAGAAGAAAAGGAAGGAAUUUCUCUAGUUGAAGACGUGGACUGAUUUGCUGUCUUGUUUAACUGUGGUAAUUAAUUUGCUAAGCAGAAUGUUCAAAACUGGAGUAUACUGUGAUGAUGAGCAGAGAUGACCCAAACAAUUG
This is a messenger RNA of Cariama cristata (Red-legged seriema), 1673 nucleotides long. It is a transcript of the gene NADSYN1, whose product is annotated as NAD synthetase 1. Gene Ontology annotation, molecular function: ATP binding; NAD+ synthase (glutamine-hydrolyzing) activity; glutaminase activity. The record is from RefSeq and is a predicted model, not a curated record. Gene Ontology annotation, cellular component: cytoplasm. The transcript is spliced from 14 exons. The annotation marks the transcript as partial. NCBI's taxonomy places the organism in Eukaryota, Metazoa, Chordata, Aves, Cariamiformes, Cariamidae. Gene Ontology annotation, biological process: NAD+ biosynthetic process.